Messenger RNA from Schistocerca piceifrons (Central American locust), 2426 nucleotides. RefSeq names its product speckle targeted PIP5K1A-regulated poly(A) polymerase-like. Gene Ontology annotation, biological process: mRNA 3'-end processing; mitochondrial mRNA polyadenylation. NCBI's taxonomy places the organism in Eukaryota, Metazoa, Arthropoda, Insecta, Orthoptera, Acrididae. Gene Ontology annotation, molecular function: poly(A) RNA polymerase activity. The coding region runs from base 476 to 1801 and encodes 441 amino acids. The record is from RefSeq and is a predicted model, not a curated record. The transcript has 10 exons.
UAUAAAAGACCGCACGACCUCGAUGGAAAUGCUUUUACUUCGCUUGAAAUUGUUAUACGUUUGAAGAAAUUAAGACAGAAAGAAACAUAUUCGCCGGCUUGUCAGAGUUAAUCGAUAUAAAGCUACAAGUACAAACAGAUGUUUGUAUACUGUGUUUUGUAGUAGUUUUAUGGAAUGGGUAGCUGGUAGCUGCUUGGAUGUGAGAUUGAGGAGAUGAAUGUAACUACAGUUCUUGUAACUAGCGAUAUUUUGUAACUUAAACUUGUAAUAAAUUAGGAAAUGGUAUAUAUUGAUUUAAGUAGCAUGUGAUUUGAGGUAUUCCCCGUAAAGAUGGCAAGUAGCCAAAGUCAUUUACUGGGGCUUGAAGGAAGGACGGUGCAACUAAUUUUGUGUGAACACCCGUUAGGAUUUAUUUGAUCUAGCAUUUACUGUACUUCGUGGGCUACUGAAAGACGUGACAUACUACAAGAACAAAAUGAGUCAGGGAGCAGGAGAUGCCGUUCCUCGCAUCUUAUUAAAAGAGGUUCCGAAAGGUGCAAAGAUAAUUGAUAUAUAUUGGGGACUUCAGAAAUUCGGUACUAUUACGUACAUUGGACUUGGCAAUGACAAUGCUGUAAUAGAGUUUGCAGACAGGAUCUCAGUUGGUAAAGUAUUGUCGAGCCACCCAGUUAGAGUGAAAACGAAUACAGUGCGUGCUUCACAUGAGCCCGAAUGGAAGUCCAUUUCGGGACUGAUCAACAUGCACGAGACAUUUACACUAGAUCCAGACAUAAAGGCAGUCUUGAAGAAUGAGGACUCUUUUAACCAGAAAAUUGCCGAUCUGGUUAGUACGGCCGAUAAAUUGACUUUGGACUUUGAUGAUGACAUAGAUGAUGGUGUCGGCAGUCGGGAACGUCAUCCUGUGUGUGCCGUGCUGGAGAGGAUACUUCCUGAUGAGUUAGUUCCCAACGUGAGAGUGUACCCGUUUGGCUCUCGUGUCUCUGGUACUGCUCUGGAGACAAGUGACCUUGACAUCUUCAUAGACUGUGGUGACACAUUCUACGGCGAGUAUGUCCCGAACGUGGAGGAGCUGGUGUCCAUUGUACAGACCGUGAAACGACAGCUAGCUAAGGCGUGGCCCGAGUUCAACCACGUGACGGCCAUUCCCAGGGCGCGUGUGCCCAUCGUCAAGUUCCUCCACUGUCCCAGCAACACGCGCUGUGACGCGGCCUUCACGAAUGGCAUCGGUUGCCGCAAUGCUCGGCUGUUGAGAUUUGUGUUGUCUCUGGACAGCCGCAUCCGACCCCUCCUGUUGUUCCUCAAGCGCUGGGUUUACAGCAUAGACUUGACGCCAGUAGCCAGGAACUCGCCGAGACCGGAGCUGACGUCCCAUGCUCUUGCUAUGGUCACCUUCACCUUCCUACAGACGGUGAAGCCUCCCAUCCUGCCUCCCAUAAAGGGUAUAAAGGAAGCUGCGGACUACAGCAUCAAGGUUGCAGGUUGGGAAACCGCAUUUUGCAACGACAGCGAACAGUUUCGCAUCACAGAUCCCCACGACAGGCGGUCUGUCCGUGAACUGCUGCUGGGCUUCCUGCAGUGCUUCCAGCGGAUCGACUGGCAGAAGAUGGCAGCAUCUCCGCUGGAUGGAGCGUUUGUGCCACGCCAGUCGGUGCCGCGCAUCGUGCCUACGAAAUCUGCAGCGAUGGUGGUUCUCGACCCGUUCAACCUGAGUCGAAACCUGACCGUGAACGUCAGUGACGUGGCACUGUGUCGACUCUGCGCGACUUGUGCGUUGACAGUGAGGGAGAUGACUUCUCGCUGAUGGCAAAUGUGCAAUCCGUAGCAGAACAUCUGGGAGUCACAGAAGUUGAAGAGGUGCACCUAGAGGAAUACAAGUGCAGCACCAGUGACUUCCAAAUUAUUAUUAUUAUUUUUUUUUUUUUGGUCAAGUCGAGCACCAAAGCAACUUGUGACUGUGUGAUACUUCAUUUAUCUUCCAGCUACAGUAGCAUAUAAUCUACCCUAACCACUUUUGGUUUUGCACGUAAGAUGUAAAGCAGCAUAUGGUAUCGAAACAUAUCUGUACUCAUGAUAACAUAUUAUUUUAUUUAAGGUGCUAUACUUGAUGCACAUAAGUGUCUAUUGUGAUUUUGCUAAUUGCAUUAGUAGAGCUUAAAUUAUGGCAGUAUUCAGCCCUAAAAAGUUUGGGCAAACAACCACAAAAUUUCAGUAUGAAGUUUGUGCAUAUGACAGUGAAGACGACAAAGAAAAUGUAUAAUAUGUUUUGUUGACUUAGGGCACUGCACAGUGUAUUAUAUUAGUUGAUUCUGUUUGUAUGUAUGGUCAUGUCUUGUCUUUUAAGUUUUCCAUUGGUUAAUAUCAAAAUUGUUAAAAUGUUGCUGGAAGAAAAUAAUGUAAUUCUGCAAUUAGUCUCAUAAAAGUUACUG